Molecule: messenger RNA, 726 nt
Organism: Mollisia scopiformis
Lineage: Eukaryota; Fungi; Ascomycota; Leotiomycetes; Helotiales; Mollisiaceae
Exons: 1
Coding region: 1-726 (241 amino acids)
Source: RefSeq, a predicted model, not a curated record
AUGUGCGUCACCUGGCUACAUGUCCACCACUGCGGCCAUAGCGAAAAGCACGAACACAAUUGUUAUCCCUCCCUCCUCCAACGAGAAUGCUACGAAGAAUACGUGUGCAAGAACUUGCAUACCGGUAUUUCUUGCUGGAUGUGUGCUAGGAGAUUGCGUCGCCAAGUCCUCAGGCUCAAGGAUCCAAGUGAGCAGGAGGAAGUCAGAGUCAGUCUUGACAGCAAUAUGGAAGAACAUGCGAGGCUUGAAGCGGUUGUGAAAAAAUGGCGAGAGGCAGCGGCAGGAACUCUAUCCAACAGCGACCAGCCAUCUGAGACUAGAGAAGAUGGCAAUCAGAGGUGGACAUAUUCGAAUCGAGCCUUUACAUCAAGCCCGGAAUGGAAAGAUGCUGUUGCUAAGGUGGUCGCAGACGAAAUUGGUUCGGACGAGGACGAAGAGUUUGAGAACGAAGAGUCUGAUGAUGACGAAUUUGCUGUUAAGAAACCUGACACGCCCUUGAAGCAGCUCGAGAACAGCACUGCGAUCAUCAAAAAGAUGCCAGGUGUAAUGAAAUCGAUUGAGGACAAUACUGCGACCAUUAAAGACAUGCAAGAUGUGAAGAAAUUGGUUGCGGACAAUACUACGGCCAUCAAAGAGCUGUCAGGUGCGGUGAAAGGUUGGUUGGAAGAAGAAGCAAGGGAGGAGGCGCAAACUGCACAUGUGAUGAAAAAGCCAAGACUCUCCUGA